This is a messenger RNA of Psylliodes chrysocephalus, 714 nucleotides long. The record is from the annotation of a GenBank genome assembly. Lineage: Eukaryota; Metazoa; Arthropoda; Insecta; Coleoptera; Chrysomelidae.
AUGAAAAAAAAAAGAUCGGCAAAUUACACAGAGAGGGAGAAAGAGCUUUUACUUUCUCUAGUAAAACAAAACUUAAAAAUAAUUAAAAAUAAGAGGACGAAUGCACUUUUCAACAAAGAAAAAUUGCAAUGUUGGGAGAAGUUGGCUUGGGAAUAUAAUGCCAAUCAAACAACCGGAUUUCGAAGUGGAUUGCAAUUGAAAACUGCAUAUAAGAUUAAAAAAACAUGCGAAACAGCAUUAGGCUCAGGAGAAGAGAAUGAGUUCGACAGUAACAAUUUGGAUACAGAGCCGCGACAAAGCACCAGCCAACCCGAAGAAGAAAUUAUUUUUGUUGUAGAAAAUAAUGAAGAAAUAUCCACAAUAGAUGAGCCACCCAAGAAAAGGGCAAAGAAAAGUAGUACUAAAAUUAGCCAAGCACCCAUUACAAGCACUGAGGAGUGCGAAAAUAAUAUUAAUUUGGUAAAUAAUCCAGAUCUUGAGGAAGGCACUAAAAGAAACAUAACAAGUGGAAAUAAACGGAAACUCCCAGCUGCAGUUCUCGUAAAUAAUAAAAAACUAGAAAUAUUAAAAAAAAAGAUGACUAUCUUAGAACUAACAGAACAGUCUGAAAGAGAGACAUUAAAGGGAAAAAAACUUGAUAAUAAUAUUAAGGAAAUAAUAAAGGAAAGAGAAAAAAUUGAACUAAGGAUAAAACAAACACUUCUUUUAGAAUGA